Molecule: messenger RNA, 358 nt
Organism: Perognathus longimembris pacificus (Pacific pocket mouse)
Lineage: Eukaryota; Metazoa; Chordata; Mammalia; Rodentia; Heteromyidae
Product: mammaglobin-A-like
Exons: 3
Coding region: 77-358 (93 amino acids)
Biological process (GO): androgen receptor signaling pathway
Source: RefSeq, a predicted model, not a curated record
GCUGGGAGCUCACUUCCCAAGACAAUCCUGUGAUUCUGUUCACACCCAACACAAGAGCGACAACAAGCACCUGGCCAUGAAGCUGCUGGUGGUCUUCAUGCUCGCUGUCAUCCCUGUGUGCUGCUAUGCAGGUGCAGGUUGCCCUGAGUUGAAGUAUAUGAAUGACGCUGCAAUUGAUCCAGCCGUGUCUGUGGAAGAGUACGUGGAAGUCAUGCAUUCUUAUGUGGGUUUUUCCCACCUCAUGGAGGCAGUGGCAAAAAUGAAAAAAUGUUUUCUCAAGCAGUCUAAUGAAACUCUGGCCAACGUGAAAGUGAUGAUGGAGACAAUAUACAACAGUGAAAACUGUGCGAAAUAUUAG